Molecule: messenger RNA, 699 nt
Organism: Arctia plantaginis
Lineage: Eukaryota; Metazoa; Arthropoda; Insecta; Lepidoptera; Erebidae
Source: the annotation of a GenBank genome assembly
AUGGACGCCACCUGGUUAGAGAGCCAAAGGGAUCAGUUUUUAUCCCAACGCGAGAAAAGGUGGAGCAUGAACUCUCAAAGGCUCGAGGAAAUCGUGGCGCAGCUGAUGAAACCUAUCAGCACCGACGGCCGCCGGAGCUUCGAUACAGACCUAAGCGCGUUAUUGGAGGAGUACCUGACGGAGGCGGGGCUUCACGCGCUGGAAGCGGACGAGGCCGACGACUCGGCGGAAUUAGUGGCCCCCAACUUUACAGAGAUAGCGCUGCUGUUGCAGCAGUCGGCCACCAUCUAUGGGAUCAAAGUGGACUUCCUCUAUAGACACGUGCUCAGCGUCAGCGACUCGCUACUCAACGGCACACAAGAAUCAGCCAACGACAGCGUCGUACCAGAGGAACCCCAAACUCCCACGUCGAGCAGGCGCAAGCGCAAGGCUUCCAGCGCCACGGAGUUCGGGCGAGAUCGUGCUGGAGGCCAGCGCGGGCGCCACGCGCGAGUCGGAGGCGCCGCGGGCCGCCACGCCCACGCUGCCGCGCAUGUACCUGGAGCUGGAGCCGCGCGUGGCGGCACGAGGCGACGUGCCGCUCUUCGACUACGCCGCCGAGAGCAUCGGCCUGCUCUCCGAUUUUCAAGUCGCCUGGCGUCUGCACGUCAGUAUUUAGACACCGCCGCGUACGUCGCUCGGUCUCGGGGUCUCGGCUAA